Messenger RNA from Linum tenue, 3166 nucleotides. The record is from the annotation of a GenBank genome assembly. Lineage: Eukaryota; Viridiplantae; Streptophyta; Magnoliopsida; Malpighiales; Linaceae.
GGCACUCUUUCUCUCUCCCCUUCAUUUUCUCUCUCUAUAUCCUGCUUCUUCGUCUUGUCAGAGAAGCGAAGAAGAAGGACCCUGUAAAAAGCCAGGCCGCCAGUCUUUGAAUCAACGAAGAACCAGAAGAGAGGGAGAGAGAACUGAUUCUUCCUUCUCUUUUCCUUUUUCUUCUGAUAUCUCCUUUUUUCUCGUUCAAUCCGUUUACUGGACGACGGAGGCGCCUUUCCCGCCGCCGCCGUGAGGUACUAUUGCUGAUAUACUAACUCCUGCGAUCUUUUCCGUUUUGGUUUUCCGCUCUCCGCCGGAGGUAAGGUUUCUCCGGGGAUUUCAUGGAAAUUGUGAACACGGAGACUGGUAGGGGAGAAUCGGUAUUGGAUUUUGGGCGUUUCUGGAAGAUAUGGCGGGGGAGAGCUCCUGGACGUUUUCUUUUUGCGUUCGCUUUUAAUUAUUGUUUUCUUGUGGCCGCUCCCAAUUGAUUGUAAUUGGACCUGAAAUGGCGGAGGAAACAGGUGGUAUUUUUAGCGUGUGGAGAACAAUUGAAUGCGAAAUUCGCAAAGUAGAAUUGAUUUCUUUCCCCCCCUUAAAUUGCGAAAGAGGAAACGCUUUGCGUCCUUUGUUUUUUUUUUUUGGGUGUAAGGCAAAGUUUUCCCUUCGUUUCAUUCGCUGCAUGUUCAUUCUUCUCCUUUCGUUUCCCGCUCCUUGCAUGAUCAACCGCGAUGCGAUUGUUGUUCAGAACCCAGGUCCUUAAAAUCAGUCCCACUUUGUGAAUUGAAUAUGGUUGUCUUUUGAUGAUGAUGAUGAUGAUCCUUUCCCUUUUAGUGGGGGUUUCUUCUGUUUCCUCGCGUUGUCAAUGUGUACCCGUCUUUGGAAUUUUAGUGGGUUUUUGUUUGGAUAUGCUUUUCUUCUCCUAGGAGACCUUUGAUACCGAUGUUGUGAAUGUUUUCAUUUCAUGGCUUUUUUCUGGUUUGCUGGAAUGAUGUAUGAUCAUUUCGGGUUCUCUUCUCUUCUCUUUCCGUAUAAUUUUCCUGCUCGAUGAUCAUCUUCUCUUGCGGCACAUGAUCUAGGAGAGUGUCUGGUUGAUGGUUAUGGUGGUCUUUUCCGAAUUGGGAAACUUGGAAACUUUUUCUAAGAUGUUGUUCUCCUGUGAAUAAUACUCUUUUUGGAUUGAUCACUUUUGUAGGAAAUACGUGAUUCAUGGAUGAGUACUCUGGUAAGAGAGGGCCGGAUGGCCUCUUGGUCUCCAGGAAAGGAUCUUCAUUGGUUCUACGAGAUACUGGCAAUAACAAAGACCAGAACGGUCAAUUCUGCAAUCGGAUAGGGUGCAGUGGCAGAUUAAACGCUGCUAAAGGUACUACUCAAAUCAACUACACUGGCAAACCCCAAUCUUCAAGGUCAUCGAUUCGACCUUCCUCAAGUGGCAAGGAAAUUGCUGGGAGUUCCUCUAGGAAUUAUUCAGCCGUUAACAAUAGCACUAGGAAAUCGCUGCCGGAAUGUCGGAAAAAAGUCUCUUCUCGGGUAGAACCUGAUUCUUCUUCUGAGAGCGCUGGCAUUCAGGGCGACCCUGAUGUUCCAGAACUCGAAACUCCCUCAAGAAAGCUUCAUAAGGGUAACAAGUCCUCUUCUGCUGAAGCUCACACUAGUGUGAUUGCAUCCUCUACACAAGUGGGAAGCUCUAGUUUAGCAUCCAGUACAAUGUCCCAUGGAGAUUUUCCUCAGAGGUCAAUAUUAGGCCAUCCACAUACUCUAGCAAGCUCUUCCAGCUCACUACCAUUGAAGAACCUAGUCCAAGGAAAACGUUCGAAUGUGGGCAGGAAUGGUCUAAGAAAUUUUAGGUGCAAUUCAGUAUCGGAUGUUGUCUCUUCAGGUUCAUCUUCAUCUUCAGAGAUGAGCCUUACCAAAAGAAAGGACCCGGUGAAGAAAAGAGUCUGUCAUGGAGAGAGUAGUAACUCCUCUGUCAAGGGUAAAAAGAUGGCUAGCUCCCUUCCAGAAGGGCGGAGUUCUUCUCUUCCUACUUCUGGUAUUUCCAUUUCCGAUUCUAGAAGAGCCAGAACUGUGCCUCCUAUUAGGGAUAAUCCUGUUUCAUCUGUUAGGACUAGAAGAUCAGUAACUGGUUUCAAUUACAAUAGACCCCAAGGGACUAGAAACAGUUUAGCUCUCACUGAGGCCCAUACUUUGGUCCCACAAGUUCCGCAACAUGACAUGAGUAUUGACCUCAGUAGCCCUACUACUUCAUCACAUCAGUUCUUUAUGGAACCUUCCCUAGGCCGCCCUUCAUAUAGUCGGCCUGGUAGUAGCAGUGCAAGUUCGAGGGGUGUUAGGCCAUCUAGUCCUAUUGCAGAAAUCAGCAACAUGAGAUCCUUACUGAACAGGGAGAGUUUCAGACGCUACAACAUGGAUGGAAUUGCUGAGGUACUGUUGGCUCUUGAGAGGAUUGAACAGGAUGAAGAGCUGACAUAUGAGCAAUUGCUUGUUCUGGAGACCAAUUUGUUUCUUAGCGGGCUGAACUUCCAUGACCAGCACCGUGAUAUGCGACUGGACAUAGAUAAUAUGUCUUACGAGGAAUUGUUAGCUUUGGAAGAGAGAAUGGGUACUGUGAGCACAGCAGUGAAGGAGGACGAACUGUCAGAUUGCCUUAAGACAAGCAUCUAUCAGUUGGUAUCCAUGGAUGGUGAAUCUAGGAACCUUAGUACAGAUAUGGAAGAUAUUAAAUGCAGCAUUUGCCAGGAGGAGUAUGGAGAUGGAGAUGAACUGGGACGGUUACGAUGUGAACACGAGUAUCAUUUGAACUGCGUACAUCAAUGGUUGAGGCUGAAGAACUGGUGCCCGGUUUGCAAGGCACCAGCAGUUGUGCCCACCGAGCCUGCAUCUCCUUCGUCUCCCUCGUCGUCAUUACUUUGAUGAUUCUUAAUGACUUUUCUUCAUUUUGUACAAAAAAUUCGUCUUUUGGGUCGCUUUUCUACCCUUCUUCUCCCCUCUGAUAAAAGAUUUCAAGUUUCUUGGUUUUUGGUUUCUGGGUUUUGGUGUACAUAGGGAGAUAUUGUGGUGAUUUUGAUAGACUAAUAAGUUGUGGCAAUUCAUUGCUCAACAAUUGAUAUAAUGAAAAAGGGAAAAAUGGAAAUGCUUCUAUUUUUUGUCUUUAGUUCUUUCUAACUACAGAUUCAAG